AUUACCUUCAUUGAAAGAGGUUAUGUCACUUUUAUUUUAUUAUCUCAAAACGAAAAAUUUUUCAGUGAAAGAAAGCAUAUCAACCACUGUCGACAAAGUUUUCGAAAUUUGGUGUGUGGCACAAAUCCCGACAAGAGAGAAAAGAUCUGCUUUUUUAAAACUAACCUCAAAUCACAAUCGAUGGAGGAAUUUACAAAAAAACUGUAAGAGGAAAAAGUCAAAAUCUCAAAAAAAAAAUGAAUCCCUUUUUCGGGACGAAUUAAAUAAACUAUUUGAUAUAGCUCAUGCUGAUGUGCUAAAUUUACUGGAUAAAGAAAAAAGAUUAUUUUAUUUGGGACAAAAAUCUUCCAGUCGACGUGGUUUUAUUUCAUAUAAUUCUCAACCAAUUCCAGAAGAUGUUGAAGAUAUGGAUGUUGAUGUAAGCGAUGAAAAUAAUAACUACAGUAAUAGUGAUAACAAUAAUGAAGAGAACAUUGAUAUCAAUUAUAAUAACAAUAAUGAUAGUGGUACAUUUGAUGUCGGAGAGUUCGGUAAUGACAAUGUUGACUAUUCUUGUACAGUUGAGACUGAUAAUGUUGUUAAUCAUGAAAUAUCAAGUCAAACAUCUAAGUUAUCCCAGAAAUCUUUGGAAAGUAAUACUUCUCGUAUAAUCUCUGAUUAUAAAGAUGAAAUUCCAAAACAACAAAUUCCUAAAAUUGAUCUAAUGACACCAGAACUUGCUGCGGCUUUGGAUAGAGCUAAUGUGAGUAGUAGGUCAGCGACUUACAUUUUUGCUGCUUUAUUAUCUAGCCUAAAUAUUGAUUGUGCAAGCGUAAACUUCAGUCAUUUGACUAUUCACCGAGCACGGGAAAAAUUUCGCAAAGAAGCGACGUUAAAUCUGAAAACUAAUUUGGAAACUGAUAAUUAUGUGCUACAUUUUGAUGAAAAACUGUUGUCAGAUAUUACAGGUAUAGAACAAGUUGACCGGCUUCCUAUUAUUUUAUCAUCAUCAGGUAAAUUUCAACUGUUAGGAGUCCCCAAACUAGAAUCUGGAACUGGACAAAAUCAAGCUUCAGCUAUUAUUACAACAGUAAAACAAUGGAAUAUUAAUACUGAUAUCAAAGCAUUGUGUUCUGAUACUACAGCGUCAAAUACGGGAAUCAGAAAUGGUGCGUGUGUAUUAGUAGAAAAGGCUCUGAAUCGACAACUGUUAUACUUGCCAUGUCGACACCAUAUUUUUGAAAUUGUUCUUCGAAGUGCAUUUGAAAUAUACUGGCCUGCUUCAUCUGGCCCAAACGUUCCAAUUUAUCAGAGAUUUAAAAAGAAGUGAGAUGAAAUUGAUCAAUCAAACUUUACGGCUGGUAUUUAUGACCAAGAAAUUUUGGAAGUUAUAACACCAAUCAAAGAUGAAAUUUUGAAAUUCGUUAAUAAUCAAAUAGAAAUGGAUCAUUGUCAUGACGAUUACCGUGAACUCCUGCAAUUAUCAUCGAUAUUUUUGAGUGCUACUACCACAAAUAUUACAUUUAAG
Messenger RNA from Cotesia glomerata, 1507 nucleotides. RefSeq names its product superoxide-generating NADPH oxidase heavy chain subunit C-like. Lineage: Eukaryota; Metazoa; Arthropoda; Insecta; Hymenoptera; Braconidae. The transcript is spliced from 3 exons. The coding region runs from base 23 to 1309 and encodes 428 amino acids. The record is from RefSeq and is a predicted model, not a curated record.